AUGUCUGCCCCCAACCGAAUCCUUGUUGCUGAAACGCAGUUUGAACAGCUCGAACGGGACCAAGCUGAUCCGUGGGAUAUUCCCACUCAAUUCCGGAUGGGCCAGCUCGAUGACGCCAUGCCAGGUGACCCUGCCCCCCCUCCGGCCCUCGGAAGCUCUCCAAGCCCAGCCAGCCAUCCUGCGCCGCUGCAGGCCAACGUUGGAGCUCGAACCGUAGCCGGCCGCCAACCCGUGGCACAGGCCCACGACGGACCGCUGCAGCCUGCCGAGGUCCGUGCUCUGGUCCCAGCCACCAACCCGGCCUCGACCCCUGCUCAGUCCACACCAGCCCCGGCCAACAAUGGGAGCCGACGGUACCUGCUUUGGCUCAGGUCCACCGUCCCAACCGUGGUGAAGAGGUCUGUGGGCUCCGGCAGCGGGCGCCCUCCGAGCGAAUACGCCAGGGCCACCUUGAGGGUUCCCUUCCCCAUCUGGAAGUGUGUCCCAACUAACUGGGACUGGAGCAUGGCCAAGGCAGAGAUCAUCGAGCUUCUCGGCCCGGAGCAACGGUACCUUGCGGAAGAAUUAACCGUGUCAGAUCGAGCCGGAUUAAUCACUUGGCAGGGAAUCAUAACUGGCGAUUGGGUCUACGGGUGCAGCAAAAAAUACUUAAUCACGGACGACAACACCUGGGCACCUUUUGCAUUGGCCGCGGAGCAAGCUUACCCUGCAAAGGCGGUGUGCAUCGACCUCUCCCAAGUGGACCCCCGCGUAGUGGCCCGGGAAGAGUCUCAGAACGCUGAGGUUAACGCGCGCCUGAUCAUGCAACACAGCACGGAUGCAGAGAGGGCUCCGCUUGAACAUCAACGAGCUCGGCUUGCGGCAAAUCCCAAUGCUCAGAUUGCCGAACCUGGCACUGAGAAGGUGCAGCUGCUCCGGAACCAUCAUUUGGCGAUGCGGGAUGAGCGCCGGGCUCCGCCAAAAGAGGGCGAGGUGGCGAUGCACCCCUCCGGGGAUGGCCAAUAUAUCAAGCUCAGCCACAAGUACCCCGAAGAGGAAAGCUGCGCCGGAUCCCCGGCUUCCCGCACUUUCCGAGGAGGUGGAUCCACCUCGGGCCCGCCCGACUUGUCGCCUGCCCAGGAUGUGAUCCGUGCGCCGGUCACCAAUCCCCCCGAGGCGAGUCCCUCAUCUGAGGCUUCAGUUCCCCUCAGACGACCCCGGGCUCGUACUUCAUCGCCAUUUACCCGGAUGUUUUAUUUGAUGAGUCAGGCCCGACGAGACGCAGAGGCACCCAACCAUGCGGACGUAGGAGGACUCGAAACCGGUUCCUCCACUGCCUCAUCUAUUGCUGCUUCGAUCGAGCACAUCCGUGGAGGGAACCAUCCCGCUCAAGCCCCGUCAUCCCCUGAAAUCGUAGUCAUGGGGAAUGCACGUCGCACGCUCGCCGGACCCCGGAGAACUAUCACGCCUAUCAACUUGGCCCGCUUGGGUCGCCUGAACCUCGGCGCAGACUCCACCCCAGGUACCCCUGAUUCGACGAAUUCUUGGAUAAGCAAUUCAGUCCCCCUCCGCGAGGCCGCAGCGAACGCUAUGGCUUUCUUCUUACGGCACUGUCAGAUCCCGGCCGAGGAUUUCCACACCCGGUGGUUAAUCCAGGACCAAAACAUCACUUUGUGGUCCUACUUUUUACGCAGUUCGGAGGCCGACUUGACCCGACUUGGUUUCAAAGCCGGCCCCGCCCGACUCAUCUGCGAUGGUGCCCGGCUCCUUCAGCAAGUUAGCGAGGAAGAAGAUCGGGCUGAUCCAGAUUGCAGCGGUGCCGCAAGCAACCCACCCGCGGACAACUCUGACGAGGCACCGGGGUUCAACAUGGUCAAUGGUGAUGCCCCAUAG
Molecule: messenger RNA, 1872 nt
Organism: Puccinia triticina
Lineage: Eukaryota; Fungi; Basidiomycota; Pucciniomycetes; Pucciniales; Pucciniaceae
Exons: 5
Coding region: 1-1872 (623 amino acids)
Source: RefSeq, a predicted model, not a curated record